Molecule: messenger RNA, 2004 nt
Organism: Penicillium macrosclerotiorum
Lineage: Eukaryota; Fungi; Ascomycota; Eurotiomycetes; Eurotiales; Aspergillaceae
Exons: 1
Coding region: 1-2004 (667 amino acids)
Source: RefSeq, a predicted model, not a curated record
AUGUCUCGCCACUCCUUCGGUCGCACUUCGCGCGUCUCCAACCCCAAUGUCUUCUCCGACGAGUACUCAUUAGAACCGAUUGAUGCCGACCAGAUCGACCGGGCCCCGAGUCCUGCCUCCAUUGCCUCUUCCUCCACCCUUCGCUCGACCCAUCACCCCCCAAAGACCGUCAGCCAGGCCACCACGGAAAAUGACAACCCAUUCAACGAUGACGCCAGGGUCUCCUUUGAGCAAACCCGUCGGUCAAGCCUACCCCAGAAAGGGGUAGCGGGAUUCUCCAACAAUCGUGGCUCAAUCGCUUCCAUCAAUAAUACUGCCGCUUUUGCCGUGAAUCGGAACCAGAGCGUCUCUUCCCGUUUCUCGAUACCCCGCGCCAUGAGUCCCUACACGGGAGCGACCGGUCCCAGCCAUCCGUACGCUAUGUAUCCCCAGGUUGGGGUCAGUCGUUCCCCAAGUGUUGCAAGUACCUCCACAGUCCGUCAACAUGAUCGUCCCCUAGGUGAAUCAAGUGGCCCCCAACAUCCUUACGCGAUGUACCCUCAAAAUGUGGUCGAGGAAGGAAUGGACGAAGAUGUUAUCCCCCUCGGCUUUCCUGGUCAUAACCCUCCCUACCAACCACCACCUGGUCGUCGAGACAAUGAUGUAGGCGACAUCAUCGGCGCUGACGGACAUGCGGAACCACUCCCACCUUAUUCACGAUACCCAACGGGUGUGGUUCCUAAACCUCCCGGCGCCGAGACUAUGGCUGAUUUAAACGGUCCCGCGGAUAUCCAGCAACUCCAUUCAAUCUCACGAGACCAACAGCCGAUCUCAGAAACCUCUACAAGGGCGCUUGUCUCCGACAAUUCUGGCGAUGGUGACAAUGGUGAUCGAAACCGAGCAGUGCCCUUGACAGGCAUCAUGGCCUUUGAGGAAAAGCUCAAGCGCAAGGGGAAACAAACCGCUUGCUGUGGACUACCUGUGUGGACUCUUGUCCUCAUUGCUACCAUCAUGGUGAUUGGAGGAUGUAUAGGUGGCGCCAUUGGCGGCGUCAUUGGUGGUAGAAAAGCCGCAGAACAUGAUCGACAAGCCGCCCAGCAGUCACAUGGUCCAUCUAUCGUGACAGUCACCGCACAACCUCAGAUGGAUUAUUCCACGAUGACGAGCACUCCGACCAAUAUCAUGAGUGUUCCAACCGGCCAUUAUCUGAUUCCCUCCGUUCUGCGAAACUCUUCCAGAAUGUGUGUUGAGGACGACCAAUUUAAGCGCUCUUGGGGAUGCAUGGAUGACCCAACAAACUUCGAUGUGGUCGUUGAGGAAAGUCAUGGACAACAUUCUAUUGUUUUCAGUAACACCGGUCCUACAGCAACCUUCACCUACGGUGCUCAACCUCCCAUUCUCCCCACCCCCACCCAAGCCUUGAGCUACGCGAUUGACACCAGUGAGGCCAGCAUGGGCCCUGCCCUAUUCUUCUUCACCAGGUUUGACAAGCUGGUCAUUGUGCCAGAAUCAGCAUUUGAUUCGAGCUCGAGCUCCUCGAAACGAUCAUAUGUUGGAGACUCAUCAUUUUUGGAACGGCUCCACCGUAUGGAGACGGCACAGCCUGGUGAUAAACCGUGGUUUUGUUACUGGAACCAAACCGUGAUGGAAUUCUUCAUCUAUGUCAACCAGUCGGCGUCAGACUCAUCCUCUGGCACCACUGCAUCCACCGCUAGCGACAUGACUGCCAGCACCGCCACCGCUCAGUCCUCCAAGCGUGAAGAUUCCGUUCUAGAUUACCCCCGCAAGAUCAAGAUUGAAGAACGACGCGAUUACUCUGGAACUCAAGCACCCUAUUGUCAACAGAUGCAAGUGGGCUCUGAUGGUCAUAUUGUCGGAGCCAUCCAAAAUGAACUCAUCAACAUUAAGGAAAUGGAACCCACUCCGACUACCACUUAUAUCAAUUCAAAUGGUGGCAGUCAGCAGACAUAUACCGCGAAGGCGCAAUAUGCGACACCCUGUUACUGUCUGUCUACGACUGAUUAA